Molecule: messenger RNA, 941 nt
Organism: Pseudopipra pipra
Lineage: Eukaryota; Metazoa; Chordata; Aves; Passeriformes; Pipridae
Gene: TP53RK
Product: TP53 regulating kinase
Exons: 2
Coding region: 16-813 (265 amino acids)
Biological process (GO): protein phosphorylation
Cellular component (GO): nucleus; EKC/KEOPS complex; cytosol
Molecular function (GO): ATP binding; protein serine/threonine kinase activity
Source: RefSeq, a predicted model, not a curated record
CGGCGCGUCGCGGCGAUGGCGGCGGCGCAGGCGGCGGCGGGCGGGGAGCGUUCGGUCCCGGCCGGUCCCGCGAUGGGCGCUGUGGGGGCCGUGGGCCCUGCCGGGAACCACCCCGAGGCCGCGGAAGAGGAGCUGUCGCCGCCGCCGCUGCCGGGGCUGCAGCUGGUGCAGCAGGGCGCCGAGGCGCACGUGUACCGCGGGCUGUUCCUGGGCCGCAAGGCCGUGGCGAAGCUCCGCGUCCCGAAGCGGUACCGGCACCCGGCGCUGGAGGAGCGGCUCAGCCGGCGCCGCACGACCCAAGAGGCGCGGUCGCUGCUGCGGUGCCGGCGGGCAGGGAUUCCAGCUCCAGCUGUCUACUUUGUGGAUUAUGUCACCAACUCCAUAUAUCUUGAAGAUAUUGUAGACUCAGUUACAGUUCAAGAUCAUAUUUACUCUGUACAGCGGAGUGGAAAUGAUACCAGCAGCCUCCAGGACUUAGCAGAGAAGAUGGGUGAGCUGUUAGCAAGGAUGCACGAUGAAGAUAUUAUCCAUGGGGAUCUCACAACUGCCAAUCUCCUUCUGCGGCCACCCGUGGAGAAGCUGGACUUGGUGUUGAUAGACUUUGGACUCAGUUUUAUUUCAGGUCUUCCAGAGGAUAAAGGAGUUGAUUUGUAUGUUCUGGAAAAAGCCUUCAUUAGCACUCAUCCAGAUACUGAAGUGAUGUUUAAAGCUCUGCUGAAGAGCUAUGCUGCCACAUCUAAAAAAUCUGGUCCUGUGAUCAAAAAGCUGGAUGAGGUGCGACUGAGGGGAAGGAAGAGAUCCAUGAUUGGGUAGAAGAGGGCAGGCUUAGGAAUGGGGAAAUAUUACCUUCUGCAGAUAGGGCUAUUUAUAUUUCUAGUUGGGUUUAUUUCACAUAUCACUAUUUUGAUAACUGUGUCUUCAAAUAAAUAAAUUUGAACGAG